UGAUGGUGACUGUUKAAUGCAUUUUUUUUGUCGCCUAGAUAACCUGCACUUGGUUCUGCUUUUUCAAUAAAUAUACCUAAUAGGCAACUCACGCGACUCCGGCAACCAAAGUAACUACGUUUAUUUCUGGAAGAUAAAGAGAGUAGAGUCWAGCUGUCUUCCACCAGUGUCCCCCCGGUUCACCCGCAAUGCGGCACAUCUUCUACUGAGGUGGAAUAGAAACGGUUCCAGGAAAUCGAUUACUUGUGCCACUGCUCACUUGGCAACUGAACGACGGGCUGCGAGGUUGCUUGUGAGUUUGGUUUGGAAUAAGACCUAAAUUGAAGAGCGACUAAAACGUUUAGGGGAGUUWAGGUUACUUAUUGAAAGAUUCUGCAAAAGGUGCCAAGAUGUCCAAUGAGGUUGAUGCGGGGGACUAUGGGCCAAUGAAACGGCUCAGUACCAUGUUUUCAACCCUCCAGGAUAAGCUACACAGAGACCGGAGUGAUAGGGAUUUGACCCUGCCUCAGCCUACUGCCCCAGCUCUCGCGGUGACCUCUUUCUUUGAGUACCUGGUGGUGGUCAGCCUAGGGAAGAAGAGGGGGCAAGGGACGUAUGAACCCCAGAUCACAUAUCAGUUUCCCAAGCUAGCUGAUAUGGGGCGCUCACAGAGAGAGGAAGAAGAGAAGUCCCUGAAAGCCAUCCUCCUUUUCUGUUUCCCAGAGGGGGUCAACUGGGCCCCCCUCACUGAAUACCCCAGUGAGACCUUCUCCUUUGUUCUGACGGAGGUCGACGGCAGUAGGAGGAAUGGCUACUGCAGGAGGUUACUGCCCCAUGGCAAAGGGGCGCGGGCUCCGGAGGCCUAUUGCAUCAUCAGCCGGGUGGCCUGCUUUGGACUCUUCUCUAAGAUCUUUGAUGAGGUGGAGAAGCGCCGGCAGAUCUCUAUGGCGAUGAUCUAUCCAUUCAUGCAGAGCCUGAGGGAGGCGCCGUUCCCUGCUCCUGGAAACACUGUCAAGAUCAAGAGCUUCAUUCCAGAGUCUGGAACAGAGAUCAUCAGUUUGACGAGGCCGUUGGACUCAUGGUUGGAGCAUGUGGAUUUCCGGACACUGUUCCGCUGUCUCACAAAUGAGGAGGUGCUGAAGGUGUUUGCGUCCACCGUGCUUGAACGACGAAUCAUCUUCAUGGCUGAAGAACUCAGUACCCUGUCCCAGGUGCUGCAUGCAGUUGUGGCACUGCUCUACCCGUUCACAUGGCAACACACCUUCAUCUCCAUCGUUCCCUCAGUGCUGAUUGAUGUCGUCAUGGCACCCACUCCCUACCUACUUGGUGUCCAAAGGAACAAACUGGAUGAUGUCAUCGACCAGAGCGAUAUGCUCAUUGUGGAUCUGACAGAAGGAGCAGAGAACACCUUCAUAACUUGUAUAGGAGACGAGAGCACCAUCCUACCAGAGAAACUACAGGAGGAGCUUCUCCAGGCCUUGUGUUGCAGAAGAGACAACUCCACCUCAGAGGAGUUAAACAAGGUGGUCUCAGAGGCCUUCCUCUCCUUCUUUGUGAAGACGGUGGGUCAUUUCUCCUCCCAUGUCAAAGGCAGCAGCGGUAGGAAGCCRGGAGUGUUCCAGAAGAAGAGCUUCUGCAAGGCCUCRGAGCACAAGGCCAGCCAACAUUUUGUCAAGCGUUUUAUCCAGACACAGAUGUUUGACAUCUUCAUACAGGAAGUGGAGCAACGGCCCACACAGGAAGGAUUCUUCCACAAAAAAAUUGCGGAGUACCAAGAGAGUAAGAAGAAGGAGAAAGCAAAGAGAGGACAAUUACCAAAAACACACCACCAGGCUGUGUAAGGACUA
Salvelinus sp. IW2-2015 is the source of this 1826-nucleotide messenger RNA. Its product is annotated as DENN domain-containing protein 2D-like. Lineage: Eukaryota; Metazoa; Chordata; Actinopteri; Salmoniformes; Salmonidae. Gene Ontology annotation, cellular component: cytosol; nucleoplasm. The record is from RefSeq and is a predicted model, not a curated record.